Messenger RNA from Rosa chinensis, 1947 nucleotides. RefSeq names its product protein STRICTOSIDINE SYNTHASE-LIKE 5. Gene Ontology annotation, biological process: biosynthetic process. The record is from RefSeq and is a predicted model, not a curated record. The transcript has 5 exons. The coding region runs from base 158 to 1342 and encodes 394 amino acids. Gene Ontology annotation, molecular function: strictosidine synthase activity. NCBI's taxonomy places the organism in Eukaryota, Viridiplantae, Streptophyta, Magnoliopsida, Rosales, Rosaceae.
UAUCAGUACCACAUCCUCAAGCUUGUCAUUAUCCCUGUGCACUGGCUAUUGCCCACGCGUACGAAACACCAUAUUCUCAUUAACUUACAGCUAAUCUUACCAAAUAAUCCAUAUCUGACUAUCUGCACCGAGUCACCUCCACAACUCGUCACCCAAUAUGCCCGAGUCAAACAACCAUAACUCACCUUCCCCUUCAACUCACGCUAGUAGAAGAUCAUCGUCAUCUUCAUCAUGGCCUUUGAACUUUCUCUUCUUGUCAAUACUGGUUCCUGUGGCGGCAGCUCUGCUAAUCCUCUACCAGCUCGACUCGUUCGAUCCGGCUCCUCUGCCGCUUCACGAGUUAAGCCACCGAAUCACAGCUGCCCCAGCGCGUAAUGCUCACAUGCUUAAAGGGUCGGAGUUUAUAGGUGUUGGGGCUUUAAUGGCGCCGGAAGACAUUGCUUAUGAUUCAAAGUCGGGACUCAUUUACACGGGCUGUGCGGACGGGUGGGUCAAGCGAGUCACGUUGAACGAGUCGGCUGCUGACUCGGUGGUUGAGAACUGGGUUAACACCGGCGGGAGACCACUCGGACUCGCUCACGGUCAUGACGGUCAGAUCUUGGUCGCGGAUACAGAGAAGGGACUACUGAGUAUAACUGAGGAUGGAGAAGUGGAGCUGUUGACUGAUGAGGCUGACGGUGUGAAAUUCAAGCUUACAGAUGCUGUGGAUGUAGCAAAAGAUGGCAUGAUUUACUUCACAGAUGCUUCGUAUGUGUACAGCUUAAAAGACUGCAUCUUGGACAUUCUGGAGGGCAAACCCCAUGGUAGAUUACUCAGCUACGAUCCAACUAUGAAAGAGACCAAAGUGCUAGUCCCCGACCUCUACUUUGCUAAUGGAGUUGCAGUCUCUCCGGAUCAGAAUUUUGUGAUCUUCUGUGAAAGUGUCAUGAGAAGAUGUAAAAAGUACUACCUGCAAGGCGAGAAGAAAGGAAACGUAGAGAACUUCAUUGACAACUUGCCGGGCACCCCUGAUAAUAUUCGAUAUGAUGGAGAAGGCCAUUACUGGAUUGCAUUUGCUACGGAGAUUACAGAUUCUUGGAAUCUAGCACUUAGGUACCCUUUUAUUCGAAAAUGGCUGGCAAUCAUGGAGAAGUAUACAGCAGGAAGACUACAUAUGGAGAAAAAUUCUGGUGUAAUGGCUGUUAAUUUGGAAGGGGAACCUAUUGCCCACUAUUUUGAUCCAGGGUUAUCAGCCGUUUCAAGUGGGAUCAAGAUCGGAAAUUACCUAUACUGCGGUUCACUUUUCUAUCCAUACAUUAUCCGCUUCGAUCUGGAACGAAAUCCUGCACAUGCCGCUACAUGAGCUUCAAGCACCCGAAAAAACCAUCCAUAAUACUUCCUUUGAUAUGUAACUUACAACAUAAAUGUAGUAGCUUCUUUAGUUGUACUUUGUUCAGAGCGACAAAUUACCUUAAUAAUAUAUAUAUAUAUAUAUAUAUAGGUGCAUUGCUCUUCUGGCUACUUGAUAGCACACCUUUUAUGGUCAGUAUCAAGUAAACCUUAUGUAUGGAUUGCUAUCAGAAGCAAGUCAGCGAAUCAUGCAUAUGUAAUAUUAGGUUCAAGGUAUGAGAAGCUAGCUGUGAGAAGUUGAUUGAGAUUCUGGGUCAACUCAAUUGCACAGGUCAACUUAAAUGUACUCUUCUUCUCUUUCUGUGAGAAGUUGUGCAUCAAUAUGAUGUGUAUUCAUCUACAGGCUUUCAACCAUAGAAGCUGCUGACAGAAUCGUUGUAAUGGACGGAGGCCAAGUCACUGAGAUAGGUGAUCGAGCAUGCAGAGCUCCUCAAGAAGGAUGGGGUGUAUGCAGAAUUGAUUAGAGCUCAAACAAAUAGUUUGGCUUGAUUGAGUGAUAAUUUAGUUAUUAAAGCUUCUGCUAAAAUCGAAUUUUGCAUUGAAGAUAAUUUCUCACUA